GUACGCGGCACGUGACAGUCCGCCAUAGAAGAAAGAGAAGAAACAUUGGCUUUCUUUCCUACGCGCCCGCCAUUGCCCAAGACUGCCAAAGUAGAAGAAACCUUCUCGUUUCCAGAUAAACGUUGUUAUUGAAUUUUGUUGCACCUUCUGAUUCAGCAUCAUAUCAUGGUUCAGCUAAUGAGGUCUGAUGCGGAUAAUCACUGCAUGAAAAAGGUCAAGUUGGAGGUUCAAGAUGAAGUCCCACCUCUUCACACCCAUAAGCGACCCAAAUUAGAAUCUCCCACCAAGGGUGGUUCAAGUGAUGAUUCUCUUUCAAUCUCACCAGCUUCUUAUAAUCCCUUGGAUGAGCCAAGUCCUCUGGGUUUGCGUCUCAGGAAGAGUCCUUCCCUUUUGGAUUUGAUUCAGAUGAGGCUCUCCCAACAAGAGGAGUCCAAAAAGAAAGAUCAAAAGGCUUCUUCUUCUGCUGCUGCUGCUGCUGCUGCGGAUUCUAAGCUCAAGGCUUCCAAUUUUCCUGGUACCCUUUUGAAAAUUGGGACUUGGGAGUACAAGUCUAGAUACGAAGGGGACUUGGUGGCGAAGUGUUACUUUGCAAAGCAUAAGCUGGUGUGGGAAGUCCUUGAUGGUUGUCUCAAGAAUAAGAUUGAAAUACCAUGGUCUGAUAUCAUGGCUCUCAAGGCAAACUACCCUGAGGAUGGACCAGGCACUCUGGAAGUAGUGCUGGCAAGAAGACCCUUGUUUUUUAGGGAGAUCAAUCCACAGCCAAGGAAGCAUACCUUGUGGCAAGCAACAUCAGACUUUACUGGUGGACAAGCCAGCACACACAGGCGACAUUUUCUGCAGUGUCCGCAAGGAUUGCUAGGGAAGCAUUUUGAGAAGCUCAUUCAGUGUGAUCCCCGGCUCAACUUUCUAAGCCAGCAACCGGAUUUGGUGUUGGAUUCUCCAUAUUUUGAACCCGGAACAACUUCUAUUCACGACCACAUUGAAUCCAGUGACGGUUUUGAUAGAAAAAGCGAAGAGCAAGCUGGUAUUUUUGGAUUGCAGGAUGUGGAGUCAGGAUCUGCUGUUCAAUCAUCUUCCUCUAAAAGUGAACAUAAUCUUGGUAAAGCUGUUGAAAAUGUUAACCAAGAAAUUACCUCACCUAGCUCAGUGAUGAACAUCCACGCAACGAAAGAUUUCAGGAGUAGAGGAGCUGAAACUUUGAAGUUUCUUAGUAAUUUGGAUCAGAUCAAAUUGCCAGGACUUCACCCUUCUAUGUCAAUGGACGAUUUGGUUAGCCACAUUGGACAUUGCAUUUCAGAACAAAUGGGUUCUGACAACCCCAACUCUGUUGAUGGCCAGCAUAGCAGAUCCAUCCUGGAAGAAUUUACGCAAUACUUGUUCAAUGACUCUCAAAAUGCAACUACCUCUGAUGAACAGUAUGUGAUGUCGAGGGUGAACUCACUAUACUGCCUUCUGCAGAAGGACCCUUCUACCGCAGAAGACACAAUGACCAGAAAUAGCAAUGCAAAGACUACCUCUGAUGAACAGUAUGUGAUGUCAAGGGUGAACUCGCUCUACUCCCUUCUGCACAAGGAUCCUUCUCAUGCAGAAGACACAAUGACCAGACAUGGAAAUGGUCUUGAUGCAGAUGAAGAUGGAAAAGUUGGUGUGAACAACCCCACUCAAUUGUCACCUUGCAAAACCAAAGUGGAUGAUUUGGAAGGUCAACCUGAUGAUGCUUCUGGCUGCAAGCAGGGGAGUGGCAUGUCAAGGAAGGAAUCAGCUGGUGAUUUGCUUCUUAAUCUUCCAAGGAUCGCAUCUCUGCCUCAGUUUUUGUUUCACAUGUCGGAGGAUUCUGUUAAUAAAGUUAGAUAAUUACUAUCUAUCAACACUUGCAUGAAACAAGAAAGCUAUUAUAGUCUCUUUCAACAAUGUGAAUAUUGUAUCUGCUGUUAGUUGCGUGGGAUUCAGAAAUUUACAUUGAUGAUGAAUCCCGACAGACAUGACGGGACACUAUAUUUUCCGCUAAACAAAAGAUAAGAGAAGUAUGUACUACUAAUAAAAGAAAUAUCUAUAUUUGGUGUAUACAAUUUUUUAAACAACA
Messenger RNA from Cajanus cajan (pigeon pea), 2083 nucleotides. RefSeq lists its product as uncharacterized. Lineage: Eukaryota; Viridiplantae; Streptophyta; Magnoliopsida; Fabales; Fabaceae. The record is from RefSeq and is a predicted model, not a curated record.